This is a messenger RNA of Dendroctonus ponderosae (mountain pine beetle), 1398 nucleotides long. Its product is annotated as glycine dehydrogenase (decarboxylating), mitochondrial. Gene Ontology annotation, cellular component: mitochondrion; glycine cleavage complex. The record is from RefSeq and is a predicted model, not a curated record. Gene Ontology annotation, biological process: glycine decarboxylation via glycine cleavage system. The transcript is spliced from 7 exons. The coding region runs from base 124 to 1398 and encodes 424 amino acids. Gene Ontology annotation, molecular function: glycine dehydrogenase (decarboxylating) activity; glycine binding; pyridoxal phosphate binding. NCBI's taxonomy places the organism in Eukaryota, Metazoa, Arthropoda, Insecta, Coleoptera, Curculionidae.
UGCCCUCCGACCUCAGUCCGGGCUUAUCCGCCGCAGCGACAUUUCAGUUCAGUUAAGCAAAAGUAUUAAGACCUAGUCGUAUUAUCGCGUUUUUACUCCUUUAUAACUUUUUAUUUUUUUACAAUGAAUCGAGCUUUAAGUGGAUCAGCCUUAUAUCUAAGGACUUUUCGUCGCAUAAACAGUAUAAGGUGUUUUAGUGCGGCCAAACCUGAUCAGCCGCUGUUUCCCCACAAAGAUGAAUUCCCUAAUCGGCAUAUCGGGCCUAGGGAUAGUGAUAUUAUCGUUAUGUUGGAUACUAUCGGGUUUAAGACUUUGGACCAGUUGACCGAACAGGCCGUUCCAAAGAAUAUUUCCUUAAAUAAGCCCUUGGACAUUGAAGAACCUUUGGGCGAAUACGAGCUGAUUAACCGUAUUCGAAGCAUCGCCGAACGGAACAAAAUUUGGCGAUCUUACAUCGGCAUGGGCUACCACAACUGUUGCGUUCCGCACACCAUUAUGCGGAAUAUUUUCGAAAACCCUGGCUGGACCACCCAGUAUACGCCUUACCAGCCGGAGGUGGCCCAGGGCAGACUGGAAGGCCUCCUGAACUACCAAACAAUGGUAUCCGAGCUGACCGGCUUAGAGGUAGCAAACGCCUCACUUUUAGAUGAAGGCACCGCUGCAGCAGAAGCGCUCUCUUUGUGCUACAGACAAAACAAGAGGCGCAAGUUGCUGCUUUCUGAUAAACUGCAUCCGCAGACCAUUUCCGUGGUCCAAACCAGGUUGAACUCCUUGGGCCUGCAAGUGGAAGUGGUGAAUGUAUUUGAAGCGGAUUUCACCAAUCGGGACGUAUCUGGGGUUCUUUUCCAAUAUCCAGAUACCGAAGGAAAUGUGCUGGAUUUCAGCCAAGUGGCUGAAGACGCUCAUGCCAAUGGUAGUCUGGUCUGUUGCGCUACCGAUCUCCUAAGUCUCACGCUUUUGCGGCCACCAAGCGAAUUUGGCGCUGACAUAGCGAUUGGAACGUCCCAAAGACUGGGCGUGCCUUUAGGCUACGGCGGUCCUCAUGCUGGAUUCUUCGCCUGCAACCAAUCGCUGGUCCGCUUGAUGCCCGGCAGGAUGAUUGGGGUGACCAGGGAUGCGGCUGGACGAGACGGAUAUCGCCUAGCUUUGCAAACACGAGAGCAGCACAUCCGAAGAGACAAGGCGACCAGCAAUAUCUGCACUGCUCAGGCAUUGCUGGCUAACAUGUCGGCAAUGUUUGCAGUGUAUCACGGACCGCAAGGGCUCAAGGAUAUUGCUACAAAAAUUCACCACUUUGCCUUGGUAAGCUUCGCCUUGUUUCAUCGGGGCAAGAGCCCUGAGGCUAGCUCCAAAAAAUUGAUUGCAAUAAAAUAUGAAUUCUCAGACUAUGAAGGAUAA